Molecule: messenger RNA, 1851 nt
Organism: Stylonychia lemnae
Lineage: Eukaryota; Ciliophora; Spirotrichea; Sporadotrichida; Oxytrichidae
Source: the annotation of a GenBank genome assembly
AUGAUCAGUUUUAAAAUCCUCAAGAUUAAGGCAAGUGAAAAUCUUUCAAUAUGUAUGCUGAUUGAGCACGAUUGUCUCUGCUAAGUCAAGCUGAACUCAGGCUUCGAUGAAUUUGGAGGCAGAGAUAGCAAUAUUAAUUCAUAAAAUAGAAAUCUAAACAUAAUGAAUGAGGAAAAUCACAAUUUAGCUUCAUCUGCAAAUUUAAUGAAUCCAUAAUCACAGAUUAACCUCGAGAGAAUAUUAAUUGUAGAAUUCUAGCAAUUGCCAUUGAUAAUUAACGGGAUAGAUGAGAUAAUUUUUGAUAGAUUUGAAAGGAAUGUAUUCUAUGCUGUAGGAGUAAAAAACAUGAAUUUUGAAAAUAGUUAAUAUGAAAAUGAUCAGUAAGGAGAGAUAUCAGAUCAUGUAAGGAUUGAAAAGUUCUUCAUUGAGAAUGACUCGUUUUCAUCGAAAACUUAAGCUUUCCUCUAAAUGGCUAACAAAGAAGAGGAAGUAUUGUAAUAUAACAUAGCCUAGAAUUAAGAAAAAGUAGCUAUACUAACUGAUAGAUCUAACAUUUACAUUUACAACAUCUCUGAUUUGGAGCAAAAACUGUCUAACACUAUGAAAUCACAGUAAAACAAGAACUAAAAUCGUCUACAGACUAAUGAGAAUUUACAUUGCUAUGAAGAGUCAAAACAUACGACUGUGACUAGAGAAUAUAAUUUCAAAGACAGUAUGCACACUCAAGAAAUGGUAACUUAGAAUAUGAGUGCAUUAGAUAAAACACCUUUAAAUAGAACAAAUAACAAUCAAAAUAGACAAACUGAGCAAGAUGACGACGGAGAUGACAUCAAGCCUUUAACACCAAUAGCCAAAAUAAUAAAAAUUGGAGAAGAGAUUUCUGAUAUGAAAUGGAUUUUAAAUGAUGCAUUUCUCAUGAUUGUUACUAGAAACAAUAACCUAAUUAUCUUUGAUAGUCUGCUAUAUGCCUUCAAUCUUUCUCAUAAGAACCAAAAUAGCGUUGGAACACCUUCCAAGUUUCUCUAAAUUAAUCUUAAAGGAUAAAUUGCAAAGUUAUAGAGUGAAAAUAACAUCUAUUAAAUAAAGGGAUUUUAGUAGCCUUAAACAAAUAUGGGUAUUCAUCUUUAAAAUCAAAACUAAUUUGACCCCGAAACAUGGCUUAGUUCUGCUCUUCAGCUAAUUAACUACUGUUUAUUAAAUUCUAAUGUACUCACAGGCUAAUAGAUAACCAAGGUUAAGAUAUUUUAACUUUACAAAAUUAGUCAUUAGCGACAAGACUUUGACUAUUUUAAUCACACCAUUGAAUACUUCUUUACUAAAUUGUGUUUGAAAUAUCUUUCUCUCAAAAUGUAUGAGGAAGCAUUAUAUAUCGCUUUUGAAAUGGACUCUGCAAAUUUGCUUAAUUAGAUUAAAGUACUAGCAAAGAAAUAGAGAAAUACGAUAAUAUAGGGAUUGAUUGAUUUUCAUAAAGAAAAGAAUAACCCUGGCUCAAGUGCUAACAGCCUUAUGAAAUCUCUAAUUCAGAUAGCUAAUUUUUCUAAAAAGCAGUUAAAAAAAGAAGACUUUAGUAAUUUAUAUAAGGAUUUCGAUACUUUAUUGAGGAUUGAUGAUAUCUCUGAUUUGGAAUUAUCUGAUUUUAAUUCUUGGGAGAUUAAUCUAGAUGAUUACUAGAAGGCUCUUGAUUUUGAAUUUGAAGGUAAAUUUGAAGAAGCAAUGAAGAUCUAUGAACAAAAUAAUCUGAAUAAUGAUAUUUUCAGAGUUAAGUCUAUUUUGAAUGAACUAUCAAAGGAGGUCAGAGAAGGGGAAAGGCAUCUUAUCUUUGAGGAUAUUAAAAAGUUUAUUAAUAAUUGA